Molecule: messenger RNA, 1612 nt
Organism: Bubalus bubalis (water buffalo)
Lineage: Eukaryota; Metazoa; Chordata; Mammalia; Artiodactyla; Bovidae
Gene: ABHD14A
Product: abhydrolase domain containing 14A
Exons: 6
Coding region: 704-1438 (244 amino acids)
Cellular component (GO): cytoplasm
Source: RefSeq, a predicted model, not a curated record
AGGGAAGUCCUAGGUGGUAGAUAGGAUUACAUGAAGCCAGGCGUGUAAAACACUCCCUGUGCCUGGCACACAGUAAGCAUAGUAAACGUAUCAACAGUAAGUAGCUAACUGUUCUGCUUAUCAGCCUUUUCCUCUUCCAGGCACUGCUAUAGGUCAUGGAUUGGCACCGCAGACCCAAGGGAGUCGGGGCUGGAGUGAAAAAAAAAUCUAUUUUCCGGAGCCGGAAACCGGAGCGCUGAGCGGGGAAAAGCUUUGGAGUUCCGGCCCACGAAGCCCGCGAGGUGCUCAGCGCGCUGCCCGCUGAGGCCCAACACACGGUCGCCGAGGCCAGGCGCGGUCUCCGGCACCGCCACCUCUGGCUCUGUCCCCUCCGACGAGGUCGGUUGUGGAUCGCAGGGUCUGCUCUCAGGCCGAAAAACAACCUGGAAAAUCUGGACAGUGGGAAGUGGGGCCGGGCCUCUGUGCUUUGGGGUGCCUCUCCCCAGUGUCCCUUCCAACUUGGCUGCCAGGCGCGGGACUGAGACCGCGGACUGCGCAAGCGCACUGAGGCUCUCCGCCACCUAGUGACCGCAGCGGCCCGCAGAGUGGUGGAAGCAGCGCCAACGUCGCGGCGCCGUUUGACUGCUGGUUGCAUCCGAGCAGAGCCCGCCCAACGGUGGCGGGUCCAGUCAUCCCUGUUGGCCCGACUGUGGUACAGACCUCCAUGAGCCGGUCCCAGGUUGCCCUGCUGGGCCUGGGCCUGGGCCUGCUAUUCAUGCUGCUGCUAUAUGUGGGGCUGCCAGGACCCCCUGAGCAGACCUCCUGGCUCUGGGGAGACUCCAAUGUCACGAUCCUGGCUGGUCUCACCCCUGGCAGCUCCCCCAUUUUUUACCGUGAGGUGCUCCCAUUCCACCGGGCCCACAGGGUGGAUGUGGUGCUGCUCCACGGAAAGGCCUUUAGCUCCCGGACGUGGGAGCAGCUGGGCACGCUGCAGCUGCUGGCACAGAGGGGCUACCGGGCUGUGGCCCUUGACCUUCCAGGUUUUGGGAACUCGGCACCUUCAAAGGAGGCAAGCACAGAGGCAGGGCGGGCAGAGCUGUUGGAGCGAGUGCUGCAGGACCUAAAUGUGCAGAACGCUGUGUUGGUGAGCCCUUCACUGAGUGGCCGCUAUGCCCUGCCCUUCCUGAUGCGAGGCCACCACCAGCUGCGCGGAUUCGUGCCCAUUGCACCUGCCUCCACCCAGAACUACACCCAGGAACAAUUCCAGGCCGUGAAGACCCCGACUCUCAUCCUGUAUGGGGAGCUGGACCGCACCCUGGCUCGGGAGUCACUGCGGCAGCUCCGCCAUCUGCCCAACCACUCCACGGUGAAGUUGCGCAAUGCAGGCCACGCCUGCUACCUCCACAAGCCACAAGACUUCCACCUCGAACUUCUUGCUUUCCUUGACCAUCUACUGUGAGCUCACCCACUGUCCAGGCCCCAGGCCUGGCUGGAACUUGGAGAGUCUGGACAAGUCCACACCAGGGCAGCAGCCCCUGUGAUUAGAGGGUAGAGGCCAGAGGGCUAGACCCAGUCGGGACCUUUCAUUUUAUCUCAGAGGCACAAUUAAAAAAAAAAAAAAAUUUUUGUCAUA